GAUGCAGUCAGGUAGGUAUGUAGUCUAUUAAAAAGGGGUUCGUUACCCCCUACUGUUUUAAUAUUUAAUACCGGUCGGUACGACGGCCAUUUCUGGUUUCAGCAACUCAUAGAAAAGAUCUCCGAGAAUACCAAUCCUCCUCCAUGGCAAUGAAUUCGCCUUCACAUUCGCCAUCGGCGAUACAUGAUGGACUCCUGCGGGAGUUGCCGACUGUCCAGCUUCCCUCUUAUUUCCCUGUUGUCUGUAUUAUGCUUGUUAUGGUUGUGUACAAAUUCGCUGUGUCGAACAAGAGCAUAAGAGCUCUUCCAUAUGUCAACACUACAGGGUUAUUCUCCAGUAACAACGCCAGAAAAACUUGGGCGGCGUCCGCGGAGAGCCUCUUAAACGAAGCUAAAGAAAAACACCCUCGCAAACCAUGGCGUGUCAUGACAGACCUUGGGGAGAGAGUUGUCUUGACUCCAGAGCUCAUGGAGGAAAUUCGCAAUGACCCUAAGAUGAGCUUUACUGAAGCUUUUCAUGAAGAUUUCCAUGGCAGUCUUCCCGGAUUCAAUACCAUCCAGUUCUUCGUUCGAAGUGAUAUAUUGAUAGCCGUUGUUAGAAAGCACCUCCUGAGACCCAACCCUAGCAUAACAAAACGCCUGUCCGACGAAGCCGACUAUGUUCUUUCAAAAACCGUAGGCACCACUUCAGAUUGGACCGAGUUGAACCUAGCCCAAUUCGGAACCGACAUGGUUGGUCGUCUCUCAGCGCGUAUCUUCGUUGGCGACGAAAUGUGCAGGAACGAGCACUGGCUCCAGGCUUCUCAACACUAUCACCACAGCUGGUUUAUCGCGGCAAUGAAACUCCAUGAUUGGCCAUGGCCUCUUCGACAUCUUGUGCAUUGGUUUAUGCCCGAGUGCCAGGAGAUGAAGCAUGCCCUGAGCGAGCAACGACAGAUCCUAGCCGACUAUGUGGCCAAACGUCGUAAUGAAAAAGAAGCUGCUGAGUCUGCCGGUCAAGAAGCCCCCAAAUACGACGAUGCCUUCGCUUGGUUAGAGCAAGAAGCAAAUGCUAGAGGACUGACUUAUGAUACGACUAUGGCAACGGGCUUGCAGUUGAUGAUUGCCCUAGUUUCGGCUCACGCGACAACUGAUCUACUUCAAAAGACCAUGAUGGACCUUCUUCAGCACCCGGGAGCCACAGAACAGAUUCGCGAAGAAGUACUUGGCCAGCUUCGAACCGAGGGCAUGUCCACUGCGUCGUUCUAUAACAUGCACCUACUCGAUAGCGCUUUUAAGGAAUCCCAGCGGAUAACACCCUCCGAAAUGCUAUUGGUACGUCGUCGUGUGAUGGGAGACAUACGACUUUCGAACGGCCUUUUCUUAAAGGAGGGUACGAGGACUUGGAUGGACACAGCACACAUGAAGGACCCAGAAAUAUACGAGAACCCGGAACAGUGGGACGCAACUCGAUUCGCCAAGCUCCGUUCACAACCGGGAGGAGCCAGCUCUGCACAGUUGGUAAGCUCAACCCGCAACCACGUCGGCUUCGGGUACGGAUUACAUGUCUGCACUGGGAGAUUCUUCGCCGCGAACCUGCUCAAAGUGGUUCUAUGCCAUAUAUUGGCGAACUACGAGUGGAAGUUGGCACCUGGACUAGAAGCAAACUACUUGGACUUUGGUAACGCGCGCAUGGUGAACCCUCAAGCUAAACUGUUGAUCCGGCGAAGAGAGAAGGUCGAGGUCGAUUUUAGUUCGAUCUUCGAUGCAUGAGUGUUGCAGAUGGUGGAGUUGGUGAGACUUGGGAUUGGAUUGAAGAUCCGGACUUCGGAGUUAGACUCAGGGGGUGGUCCAUUGAUCUAUUACGAUAAAACACAAGAUUCCUCUCUUCAGUCAUUCUUCUCGUUUGGCAGGCCAUUGAAUGGAUGAUGACAUGACGACACUUGGAGCGUUGUGAUGUUUACCAUAGAACUUGACAACGUUACGAAUUUGCUAUGGCUACCAGAUUGAUCAAAUAUUUGCUUAUUAUAAUAGAUAGAUGUAAUAUUGCAGGAGCACCAACUAGGAUUUAAGCAUCUUAAUAUUUGUGAUAUUUGUUUCCCUUAAAUGACACUAUUGAUCUGAGAACAUGUUUCCGACACCUUCGCUUGAAU
Messenger RNA from Annulohypoxylon truncatum, 2131 nucleotides. RefSeq names its product cytochrome P450. Gene Ontology annotation, molecular function: iron ion binding; oxidoreductase activity, acting on paired donors, with incorporation or reduction of molecular oxygen; monooxygenase activity. The transcript has 7 exons. The record is from RefSeq and is a predicted model, not a curated record. The coding region runs from base 144 to 1751 and encodes 535 amino acids. Lineage: Eukaryota; Fungi; Ascomycota; Sordariomycetes; Xylariales; Hypoxylaceae.